AUGCAGAGAGGUGAAGAACACUCAUUUAUUCUCAAACCGGCAACUUCAGUGUGGAAGAGUCCUAAGUGCCAUGGUGGAAGAAGUUCGCAGUCAUCUCAUUUAGAGGCUGGAAGUGCAGCAUCAAGUUUGCGUUUCACCUAUACAUUUAUUUACUUAACUCUUUUGUUAAUAAAUGCUGCCCCUAGGGAAAAAGAAAUCUAA
Molecule: messenger RNA, 201 nt
Organism: Ilex paraguariensis (yerba mate)
Lineage: Eukaryota; Viridiplantae; Streptophyta; Magnoliopsida; Aquifoliales; Aquifoliaceae
Source: the annotation of a GenBank genome assembly